ACAGUAUAAAAUCUACUAAGCAUGUAUGUUAUUUGUAUGAUAUGAUGAGCGUGGGUUAGUAACCUGUAUUGACAAAAUGAAUUGGUUCGGUUUAUUAUGUGGAAAAUUGAUCAUCUUUGCCCUAAUUAGCUUUAAAGAGAUUAGUGUAGGAGAAAUUGCAAGUCUUGCCAUUUUUAAUCUGUUUAGCAUGUGAAGGAAAAAGAAUGUGGGUGCCAAUAGGCUGACUAAAGAUAGUCCUUUCCUGUUGCUGUGUGGAAUUAGAUAUACUAAUCAGAUUCUGAGCUUAAGGGAUGAAAAUAGAAAAGGAUGCAGAGCAGGCCAUGAACACUGAACAAAGCAGUUGUGUAGACUCUUCCCUUGGUUGCAAUACCAACUUUUGUUUUACCUAUUUUUUCAUACUUUAUACGGCAUUUGUUCCAGUGCAUUGCUUACUGUUUUCCCAUAUUGUUUGGGCUACUGAUAGCAGAAUGUGAAUAGUCCAGCCUGUUUAGUUUUCUAGAUGAAAUCCAGAGCAACUAUAAACUUGCAAAAACAGUGGAUGAGCCAUCGUUUGAUGAUAGACCAUACACUGCGUCAUCUGCGUUAGCAAAUAGGAACCAUACACAUGAAGAAAAUGAAGUUCAGUUCCUAGUAACUAUAAACAUUUGCCGAUCACCUGCAGAUGCCAGCAAAACCAUGAAAGUGUUAACAGAGAAGCUGAAGAAGACACAACAAAAACUAACAUCUGUGACCCAAUAGACAUGAAGCCAUCUGACAAAAAUAGAAACAAGCACUUCUGCAUAUUAGAGACUGGAAAGGAGAACAAUUCAGAUGUUCUUGAAAGUAAAGAACAUACUAUAUCAGUCACUAAAAAAGGACAACAAGAAAAUGGUAGCCUUUCAUUAGCCUUUUCUCCUCAUCCAAAUGCAGUCCAAGAAGUAGUUAGGAUUAAUGAAUCAGGUGCCUCAACUGCAGGAACGAUCACCCUGCAAUGCUCAGACCAUGUGGACACCCUUCACUCAAAGAGUGGACUACUUGCAGAAGUGAAAUACGACUCCUACAAUAUAAAAGUGCAAGUGAAGAAAGAGUUGUUGUCUCAUAGUGCAACAAACUAUGAGGUUGGAAAAUGGAAAUGCUACAAGAACAGACGUUAUCAUAAAGGUCACUGUUGUAAGUGGCAUAAGAGGCCAAGUCCACCAACUGAUUUUUUGGGAAAAUAUGAGACACCCUUUAAAUACACCAUCCAAAUCGAUAGCAACCAAAAUCCAUCCAUUAAAGUUAGUGUUGUAGGAAAGGAAACAAAGGUAAAAUACAUCAACAGGAAGCAGAAACUAAUGGUUAGUGUAGAGCAUGGUGAUGAAUCAAAGAAAUGCAAUCAAAUCAGCAGCCCAAAAUAUGUCAAUACACUUGCCAGUGACACAGGCUGUUCUGCAACAGAGGCAAAUUGCCAUUCAGAUACUGAGCGAGAUUUUAGUUUUCAAGAAAAGGAAGAUUCUGUUACAAGUUACACAUACCCAGACUGGCAUGUACUUAUCCCUCCACCAGCUGAAUUCGCCAAUUCUGAAGACAGCAGCUUUGAUAAUGUAACUGAGGUUUUGUCCUUACCAAUAGCAAGUGAUACAAAUGUAUCUGACACAUUCUCAGCUGCCUUAAGUUAUGGGGAAGGAAAAGAUUUCCAAAGGGAGGUGUGUGCUAAUGAAAAAGAUUUCCCUGAAGACAUUGUUUUUUCAGAGUUUUGUUAUGCUGGGGAACCUCCUCCAGAAGGUUGCAAUUUCACAGAAACAUAUUUUGAUCAAAAAUGUAGUGAGAUAAAUGAUAUCCUUCAAAUAAGGAACAAUAGCCUAAUAGAUACAAGGAGCAUUAUGUUAGUUUCAUGCAUGGAAUCAAAAAAUAUAAGGAGAAAUUCUUUCCCAACCACCUAUAUUGAUAUUCUGUCACCAGUUCACCCUAGGAGAGACUCGGGUUUUUACUCCAUGCCAUCUCUGUCCUUAAAAGUCCUGCCCAAGUCAGCCAAAGCCACAAAUGUUUACAGCAGGAAUGUCCAUGCACCAAAUAGCUGCACAGAACUUAGCACAAGCUUCACAUCAUUGUUCAGUAAUCUUGGAUGUCUUCAAUCUUCAUGCUGCUAUGCCUUCACCUCAUAUGAUCACAACAUGACUGCAUACCAUGCUGAGCUGGAAAGAAACCUAGGCAGUGCUUUUUUUACAGAUCACUAUGUAGAAUACAUGGAAGAGUGUAGAGAAAUGGACCAGAUGGCAGUAGAGGAUUUUCAUUCCAAUGUCAAUUCCAAUGAAGAACAAAAGGAAAAACUUCGAUCACCUGAACUGUCAAGGAGCCUACAUGCAUGUGAGGAAGACUCUGAGUUUACAGAAGGAGGGACUGGUGGUGAGGCUCUAAACAAUGAUCGCCACAAAGAUAAAAAAUGCAUAGAAUUAGAGAAUGAAGAACCAUUCAGUCAUGGUCCCUCACUUUCUAGAAACCCAUUAAGUGAUGAUACCAACAAUACUAUCAGUUAUGCUGAUGAAACUAAAGAAUGCCUCCAAGAAAAAUAUUUAGUCAUGCAUCCUAACACUGAUCUAAAGCUUUGUACUACAGAGUCUGAGGUAGUAAGAAAGAAAAGGGUAGGUUCUGUGAUAACUGUAAUAACUGGAGAAUUAGAACAAAAACUAAUCAUUCAAGGUGACAGCAAGACCAUAACAGAUUCAUUUGACAUUCCACUGAAAAAGGAGCCCAUGUUGCCUUGUGCCAUACGGGAGAAAACAUUUUUAUCAUCAUUAUUGGAUGCUGAUGAACCAGGAAUAGGAACUGAAUUACAGAGUUUUACUGAAGUUCAGGAGAUAUCUGAAAACAUUCAUGAAGAUCUCAGUUGCCAAGAAGAUUCUGCUCAGGCUGCUGCUAUAUCUAGUGCUUCAGAGGAUGAGGAGAUUUUGGCUGAUACCUUCUUCACAGAAGCACAUUCCCCACUCUCUGGGGAAUGGGACAUAAAAACUCCAAGUCAUGAUUUUGGAGCACAUCCAGCAGCUCAUCCAGCACAAGAGUUACACAAACCCAGCUCUGAAAAAUCUGAGGAACAAAAUGAAGUAACUACAGAUUUAAGUCAGAAUCCAGACACAGUAAUAUCUCCACAAAAUCAGAGCAACACAGCUGCUACUUUAGAAGAGAAGAGUGUAGUGCUUCCCAAUGAGAAAGGCACAAAAGACAGCAAUGCUAGUACGAGCUCCCAACAAGAAGCAGCAGACCGCUGGGCCAGGCGAAGGAAACAGUUCAAAGACAGCAAACGGUGCAAUUCAACUGGUGAGAACUCCAUAGCCAGUAUGAUCACAGAAGGAUCAAUAAACUCUGAAGAUGGCCGUUCAGUGGAUCUAAGUCUGGGGGCAGAAAGUGAAGACAAAGGAUUCUACACAGAGAUCUUCCACUCAGCUUCUUGGGUGUUCCGAGGGGAUGAUGCCAGUCCAGAAAGCAGUCCCAAGUGUCUUAGCAAAAGGCCCAGGCCAGUAGCAGUCCGUGAACGAACAGUAAGGAUUGCUAAAGGAACAGGUGAUUACCCCUGGGGAUUCCGAAUCCAAUUCUCAAAGCCUAUCCUGGUAACUGAAGUGGACACUAACAGUGCUGCUGAGGAAGCUGGCCUUCAGAUUGGAGAUAUUGUGAUGGUUGUCAAUGGCACAGAUGUUACCAGCAUGCCACAUUCAGAAGCGGCAGAUCUAGCAAGAAAAGGUCCAGAUAUCUUGACCAUGUUGGUUGGUUCAGAUAUCAGCCGUUGCCCCAACACCCCUCGCCCAACAUGUCGAGGAUAUCUGCACAAAAGGACCCAGUCAGCAAUCUUGAAGGGCUGGAGGAAGAGAUGGUUUGUGCUAAAGCAUGAUGGUUACCUCUACUAUUACAAAAACAAAAAGGAUGAAGGAAAGUGCAGACCAUUGGAAGUAACAAAGUUAGAAGGUGCAGAAAUUGGGGUGGACACCAGCCUCGGCAAACCUUUUGUAUUUAAGUGUAGCCCACAAAAUGGAAACAGGGUUUUCUUUUUCUGUGCCACAUCAAACCAAGAGAUGAAAAGGUGGCUGGAGGCAAUGGAGAUGUCUGUUCAUCCUGUUAAUCAGAACCAUGUAUGGGUCGAUGUCACCAUGCACAAUACAAGCCUUCCACCACUCGCUAUCAAAAACCCAGAGUGCCUGGGCCUCCUUCACCAACUGGACAAAAGCAAGGAUGUGUGGGUUCAACACUACUGCAUUUUGAAAGAUGGUUGUUUGUAUUUUUAUGCCAGCAUACGCUCUACACAUGCCCAUGGUGGAAUUUACUUGCAGGGAUACACUGUGAGUGAACAGGCCCUUGGUUCCAGAAGGUCUGUGAUAGAAAUAAAACCUCCAUCUGAGGAGUUUAAAACAUUCUACUUAUGUGCAGAAAAUGCAAAUGAAAACAAACGAUGGAUUACCGCACUGAGAACUUCAGUCAGUAAAUGGCUGCCUUUAAACCAAGCCAUACAAGACUUCAUGAAUCGACCACUAGAGGAGACUAGGAUGUGAAGUGGAAAUCUCUAGUCUUUUAUGGCAAACAUCUUUUAUUAAAAGAUAAUUUAGAAACAUUUAGUCAGGAAUAUUUCUUAUGAAUUAUAAGCCACACAAUUUUGUAAGCAUUAGGGAAUAAAUAAAAAUCCACUUUAUAUUA
Molecule: messenger RNA, 4638 nt
Organism: Sphaerodactylus townsendi
Lineage: Eukaryota; Metazoa; Chordata; Lepidosauria; Squamata; Sphaerodactylidae
Exons: 12
Coding region: 741-4496 (1251 amino acids)
Molecular function (GO): protein binding
Source: RefSeq, a predicted model, not a curated record